Populus euphratica (Euphrates poplar) is the source of this 1486-nucleotide messenger RNA. RefSeq names its product peroxisomal (S)-2-hydroxy-acid oxidase GLO4-like. Gene Ontology annotation, molecular function: FMN binding; oxidoreductase activity. The coding region runs from base 134 to 1228 and encodes 364 amino acids. The record is from RefSeq and is a predicted model, not a curated record. Lineage: Eukaryota; Viridiplantae; Streptophyta; Magnoliopsida; Malpighiales; Salicaceae. The transcript is spliced from 12 exons.
UUUGUGCACGUACCUUCUCUAAUUCACACUCUGUUUCUCUUUAUUUUUUUUUCACUCUUCUUGGUACCUUGAUUGGCAAUACCUGUUUCAAUCCUUCUCUUUUUCCCUGGAGCUUUCUGCUACCCCAGGUUCAAUGGCAGAUGAAAUAGUUAAUGUGAACGAGUUCCAAGUAUUGGCUAGGCAAGCCCUUCCAAAAAUGUACUAUGACUUCUAUGCUGGAGGAGCAGAGGAUGAGCACACAUUAAAGAAGAACGUGCAAGAAUUUCAGAGAAUCAUAUUGCUGCCUAGAGUUCUUGUGGAUGUGAGCAGCAUAGCUUUGUCUACUAAUAUAUUGGGCUACACUAUCUCGGCGCCGAUUAUGAUAGCCCCGACUGCUAUGCAUAAGCUAGCACAUCCUGAAGGAGAGCUUGCCACUGCCAGAGCAGCUGCUGCAUGUAAUACUAUAAUGACUUUAUCCUUCACAGCUUCCUGCAGCGUGGAGGAGGUUGCUGCCAGCUGCGAUGCUGUUCGAUUCUUUCAAUUAUACGUAUGCAAAAGACGAGAUAUAGCUGUUAACCUUGUGCAGAGAGCUGAAAAGAGUGGAUAUAAGGCUAUCGUCCUAACAGCUGACACUCCAAGACUAGGUCGAAGGGAGGCAGACAUAAAGAAUAAGAUGAUUUUGCCCCAGCUGAAGAAUUUGGAAGGUCUAAUGUCAAUUGAAGUAUUCUCUGAUAAAGGUUCGAACAUAAAACCAAACACCAAUGAAAUCUUCGAUCCUUCUUUGUGUUGGAGGGAUAUAGCAUGGCUAAAAUACAUUACAAACUUGCCUAUUCUGAUCAAGGGAAUACUCACUCGCGAGGAUGCCAUUAAGGCCAUGGAAGUAGGUGCUGCUGGAAUUAUCGUCUCCAAUCAUGGAGCUCGUCAGCUUGAUUAUACUCCAGCCACAAUCUCAGUUCUGGAAGAGGUGGUUCAAGCCGUAGGAAGGAGAGUUCCUGUUCUCCUUGAUGGAGGAGUACGGCGAGGAACAGAUGUUUUCAAGGCGCUGGCCCUUGGUGCGCAAGCAGUUCUUGUUGGGAGGCCAGUUAUUUAUGGGCUAGCGGCAAAGGGAGAAGCAGGGGUGAGAAAGGUGAUGCAGAUGCUGAAGGACGAGCUUGAGCUCACCAUGGCCCUCGCAGGCUGCCCUAGUGUGGAAGACAUUAGCAGGGGCCAUGUAAGGACUGACCGCGACAGGCUCCAAUCAAUGCUGUAAAAUUGUCUUAAAAUCACUAGCUAAUUAAUGUCCUAGAUGUAUGGGUGACACCCAUCUUUCUCAGGAACUGGAUUGAUAAUUGUAAUCCUUAAAUAUGUAUCAAAUCAAAUGAAUUAGUACUCUUAAACAAGGGGUGUUGAUUUGUCGGAACUUGAGAUCAGAAGCAUGGGUGCCCAUUUGCCCGUAAAAACACCAAGUUCUAGACUCAGAGGUGCUGGAAACUAGGCCGUCCUAAUAAAUCUUUCCAGUAUAUGCUUA